AUAAAUUUCCCUCUCUCUCGCCCGUUUCUCUGUUAAAAAAAAAACAAACAAACAGGCAAAUGGCAAAGGCAAUUCGAUUCUUUGAGUUGAACACCGGGGCUAAAAUCCCCUCCGUCGGUUUAGGGACAUGGCAGUCCUCCCCUGGGGUUGUUGGUGAAGCUGUUGCACUUGCCGUAAAGGGUGGGUACCGUCAUAUUGAUUGUGCUGAGAUCUAUGAAAAUCAGAAGGAGAUUGGUACUGUGCUGAAGAAGCUGUUUGAUGAUGGUGUGGUGAAGCGCGAGGAUCUUUGGAUCACUUCCAAACUCUGGUGCAACAGUCAUGCACCAGAGGAUGUGCCGGAGUCAUUGAAUAGGACUUUGCAAGACUUGCAUCUCGACUACUUGGAUCUCUUUCUGGUCCACUGGCCAGUUAGUAUGAAAAAGGGAUCAGUUGGUUUUGAGCCUGAGAACUUAACCCAACCUGACAUUCCAAGCACGUGGAAGGCAAUGGAGGCACUCUAUGAUUCUGGCAAGGCUCGAGCAAUUGGAGUAAGCAAUUUCUCUGUAAAAAAGCUUGGGGAUCUCUUGGCGGUGGCUCGUGUGCCUCCUGCUGUGAACCAAGUUGAAUCCCAUCCCGUAUGGCAGCAGCACAAGCUACAUGAAUUCUGUAAAUCCAAGGGAAUCCAUAUAACUGGCUAUUCACCCUUGGGUUCUCCGGGCACAGGAUCCAUCAAGACUGAGGUCCUUAAGAAUCCUGUUCUUAGCAAGGUGGCGGAAAAAUUAAGCAAGUCUCCUGCUCAAGUGGCACUUCGUUGGGGGCUGCAAAUGGGUCACAGUAUCCUGCCUAAGAGUACAAAUGAGGCAAGGAUCAAGGAAAACUUUGAUGUCUUUGACUGGUCUAUACCUGAAGAUUUGUUUGCCAAGUUUUCUGAAAUUGAGCAGGAGAGGCUGAUCAAAGGCACUGGAUUUGUGCAUGAGACAUUGGGUGCGUAUAAGAACAUUGAAGAACUAUGGGAUGGUGAGCUCUAAAAUGGACAUGAGAGUUGGAGAUCCCAUGAUUUUAUUCUCAUUCGGUACUGGAAGGUCAUUUGUCUUUGCUGCUGUAGCACUUCUGACGCAGAAUGCUGCUGCUGGCCUUUAGUUUAAAGAAGUAGAUGGUGUCUAUCAUCAAUUAUCAUAUUAGUUCUAAUUAAGCUGCAUAUGCAUGUUGUAUUUUCUUUUCCCAGAACUCUCCCUAUCCAUUCCAAGGAUUCCAAGUCCUAACUUGAAACUCUUGUAUUCAAAUGGAUCGGUGGUUUGUUUUCCUAGCUUAAUAAUAAAGGGUCUGGACUUUUUUUUUUUCAACUUGCUUAUAAACACAUUUUUCCCUC
This is a messenger RNA of Rubroshorea leprosula, 1348 nucleotides long. The record is from the annotation of a GenBank genome assembly. NCBI's taxonomy places the organism in Eukaryota, Viridiplantae, Streptophyta, Magnoliopsida, Malvales, Dipterocarpaceae.